Molecule: messenger RNA, 597 nt
Organism: Procambarus clarkii (red swamp crayfish)
Lineage: Eukaryota; Metazoa; Arthropoda; Malacostraca; Decapoda; Cambaridae
Source: RefSeq, a predicted model, not a curated record
AUGACGGAGAAAGAACACGUAGAGAUUGAUGGAGUAAACCGACCAUAUGAGUGCUCUGGUACACAUCUACCUCCAGUAAACCCUCCAUAUGAGUGCUCUGGUACACAUCUACCUCCAGUAAACCGACCAUAUAAGUGCUCUGGUACACACCUACCUCCAGUAAACCGACCAUAUGAGUGCUCUGGUACACACCUACCUCCAGUAAACCGACCAUAUGAGUGCUCUGGUACACACCUACCUCCAGUAAACCGACCAUAUGAGUGCUCUGGUACACACCUACCUCCAGUAAACCGACCAUAUGAGUGCUCUGGUACACAUCUACCUCCAGUAAACCGACCAUAUGAGUGCUCUGGUACACACCUACCUCCAGUAAACCGACCAUAUGAGUGUUCUGGUACACAUCUACCUCCAGUAAACCGACCAUAUGAGUGCUCUGGUACACAUCUACCUCCAGUAAACCGACCAUAUGAGUGCUCUGGUACACACCGACCUCCAGUAAACCGACUAUAUGAGUGUUCUGGUACACACCUACCUCCAGUAAACCGACCAUAUAAGUGCUCUGGUACACAUCUACCUCCAGCUUCAUUCAACACCUAA